AUGUCCGGCUGCUAACCCUCGCAGCGGCCUGUCGUCGUCGUCGUCGCUCGAAGACAGCGUGAUGCGAAGCUCAGUGAUCCCUCGUGGACAAUCUGCGUACGCCUAUAAACGAAGCACUUUUGCUAAAUUCUAACUCUUUCGCUAGGGCGACUACGAGCGCCGACGCUACGAUUUCGACUCCCACCACGUCUGAGUGCGAUGAGAGUGUCACGAUUCGAGCGGAGCCAGCUACUGUCGUCGCCUCCGGCAAAGAGAACAUCCAGCCGUCUCCCUCUGCCAAGAAGGAAGCCGCGAAGAAGGAAUCCCAGUAAAUGCUAUGCCGCCCUCAUUCAAUUCCUUUUUUGUCUUUUUUUGUCAGCACUUUUGUGCCAUAAUAUGAUGCCGGCUGCUUUAACAUCUCUACUACUACUUGUUUUGGACUUUUUUGGGACCACUUACCCCAACAGUCAAAGUAGUUUUAUGCCAUGGCGGAAAACAUUGUUUUUAGUCCGGAGGAUAGCUGAUACGCGGGAUCACAUUGUGUGGAGGGAUCAUUUUAUGUGCCUUGUGUACUUUAGAGUCUAGGUAAUGGUAGCUGUGGCAAAAGUUUGGCGGCGUUAGUAUCGUUUUGACACACACAAUGAUGAAGCUAUAAUAUCCCAUCACCCCAGUGUCCA
This is a messenger RNA of Trichoderma asperellum CBS 433.97, 656 nucleotides long. Lineage: Eukaryota; Fungi; Ascomycota; Sordariomycetes; Hypocreales; Hypocreaceae. The record is from RefSeq and is a predicted model, not a curated record.